GUUACGAGGGCACUGGGUCAGUCCUGAUGUCCCCUGUUCCCCAUCAGAUGUUGCCCUACAUGAACGUGGGCACUUUGUCCCGGACGGAGCUGCAGUUACUGAACCAGCUGCACUGCAGGCGAAAAAGGCGGCAUCGGACGAUCUUCACUGACGAGCAGCUGGAAGCAAGGGUGCACUUAAGAGAGGAAAAAGUGGAGGUUUGGUUCAAAAAUCGCCGGGCAAAGUGGAGGAGGCAAAAGCGAUCGUCUUCGGAGGAGUCAGAAAACGCACAAAAAUGGAAUAAAGCAUCUAAAACGUCUCCAGAGAAGAGACAAGAGGACGGGAAAAGUGACUUGGACUCCGACAGCUGA
Messenger RNA from Nestor notabilis (Kea), 350 nucleotides. It is a transcript of the gene GSC, whose product is annotated as goosecoid homeobox. The record is from RefSeq and is a predicted model, not a curated record. NCBI's taxonomy places the organism in Eukaryota, Metazoa, Chordata, Aves, Psittaciformes, Psittacidae. The transcript is spliced from 3 exons. The annotation marks the transcript as partial. Gene Ontology annotation, cellular component: nucleus. Gene Ontology annotation, biological process: regulation of transcription by RNA polymerase II. Gene Ontology annotation, molecular function: RNA polymerase II cis-regulatory region sequence-specific DNA binding; DNA-binding transcription factor activity, RNA polymerase II-specific.